This is a messenger RNA of Pteronotus mesoamericanus, 4041 nucleotides long. It is a transcript of the gene CSNK2A1, whose product is annotated as casein kinase 2 alpha 1. Lineage: Eukaryota; Metazoa; Chordata; Mammalia; Chiroptera; Mormoopidae. Gene Ontology annotation, biological process: peptidyl-serine phosphorylation; regulation of cell cycle; peptidyl-threonine phosphorylation. Gene Ontology annotation, cellular component: nucleus; protein kinase CK2 complex; cytosol. The transcript has 11 exons. The record is from RefSeq and is a predicted model, not a curated record. Gene Ontology annotation, molecular function: protein serine/threonine kinase activity; ATP binding. The coding region runs from base 2034 to 2801 and encodes 255 amino acids.
AGAAGAGAGAGAUUGUAAUUUCAGAGAUAUUGGAAUUUAGAUUUGUUCUAAGUAAUAGUGAUGCCUUUUUAAAGUAGCAUUUGAAAGUGUUUUUGGAGUGCUUCAGUACCUCUAUUGUGUCCUCUGAAAUUAAUAGAGAUUACCUUUAUAUGACAGAUCAGGAAACGAAAGAAAGAGAAGUGAUUUGACAUGAGUCAUACAGCUAGAUUGUGGAAGAGGAAGGGAAUAAAGGUUUAGUCUUCUCUCUGAGUCUAAUACUGAUUUGAUUGUCUAAUACUGACUUUCUCUAUUUUUGGUUAUAUUUCAUGCUUUUGUUUUUAGUAGAUUGUUACCUUUAUUAUGUAAGGAUGAGGAUUUAAUUUUGGAGGGAGAGGAGCAUGGAUGUGCCAGAGAAACAUCUAUCAGGUCCUCCUGCACACCCCUAACCGGGGACCUGGCCUGCAACCCAGGCAUGUGCCCUGACCAGGAAUCAAUCCAGCAGCCUUUCAGUUUGCAAGACAAGGCCCAACCAACCCAGUCACACCAGUCAGGGCAUGGCUCAGUGUUUUUAAAAAAUACUCUACAGAUUCUGAUUCAACAAACAUAGGAGGAUCCUGGGAAUCUGUGUAUUAAAAAAAAUCCAGGUUAUUGAUCAUUGAAAUAACCACUGAUCUUGUUAGUGAAGAAAUGAUAGUUACUUAAAACAAUUUUCAAGAAUUGUAUCCAGUGUGUCAGUAGUCCAAAGUGACUAGCUCCCCUAGGGAAGAGCCGCAUGGUCUGACAUGGUAGACACAGGUCACACGUGGCUGUUGAACAUCUGAAAUGUGGCUGGUCCAAACUGAAAUAUGCUGUAAGGAUAAAAUAUACUAGAUUUAAAAGGCUUAUUUAGUAUGAAAAGAAAAAGGAAUAUAAAAUUGCUCAUUAGUAAUUUUUUAUAUUGAUUUACAUGUUAAAAUAAGGCUUUUGAAUAUGUUUUGUUAAAUAAAAUAUAUUACUAAAAUUAAUUUUGUCUCUCUUUUUUUAAAAUGCCUAUGCGACUUGCAUUAUAUUUCUUUUGGACCAGCACUUUAGACUAUUUAGGAGGAAGGCUUUGUGGAGGAGGUGCAGUUGGACCAAAGCCCUCCUCAGAAAAAUGAAAAGCAUUUCUGCCCCAGGACAGAUGUGGAAAUGAUGGGUGAGGAGAAAAUGGGGGACUGUAUGGAAGAUACACUCAAGGGGCUCUGCAGAGUGGUCUUUUUAGAAUGGAGAGAGGGGAAUACUGAUCAUGAGGCUAGACAGAUAUUGUGUCCCGGUCAUAUUCUGAGAUCUUUUCAUAUAUUUCAUUUGGUUUUUGAAACAAUCUUAUGAGGUAGGUACUCUUUUUGAUCAUUUUACCCAUAAUUAAAGUCUUUGGUUAUGUAACUUCCCCAUAGGUACAGAACCAGCAGGUAAUGAAGGUAGGAUUCGCAUUAGGCAGUCUUAACGUCAAGGCCCACGUUUAACCCACAGUGUGCUGCGCAAAGAUGGUUUGGCCAUCCUUGAUCUUGGUCCUGUUUCCCUCACUUCUGUUGGGUGUUUGUAGACUUACAGGAAGGAACAGAAAGCUCAUGUUUCAUCCUAAUUGGUAAAAGAUUUAUCGAGGUAUACCUUAGUACUAUUACCAUUUAUAAUCCUACUUUGUAUAGUUAUAAAAAGUUAACAUUAAGACUGAUGAUUGGAAUUAAAUGCUAAUUCUGCAGAGGAGAUCUGGUCUUUGGAAUGGAAAACUUUUCUUUCAAUUCAGCAUUUGCUAAGUAACCUACAGAGUGCCUGGCACAGGGCUAGGAGAAGGGGAUUCAGAGAUGAGUCUGACACAUUUCCUUCCUUCAAGGAGCUCAUAACCAGUAAAGAAGAAGAAAAUCAAGCGCGAAAUAAAGAUUUUGGAGAAUUUGCGAGGCGGUCCCAACAUCAUCACACUGGCAGACAUUGUAAAAGACCCUGUGUCACGAACCCCUGCCUUGGUUUUUGAACACGUAAACAACACAGACUUCAAGCAAUUAUACCAGACGUUAACAGACUAUGAUAUUCGAUUUUACAUGUAUGAGAUUCUGAAGGCCCUGGAUUAUUGUCAUAGCAUGGGAAUUAUGCACAGAGAUGUGAAGCCCCAUAAUGUCAUGAUUGAUCAUGAGCACAGAAAGCUACGGCUAAUAGACUGGGGUUUAGCUGAGUUUUACCAUCCUGGCCAAGAAUAUAAUGUCCGAGUUGCUUCUCGAUACUUCAAAGGUCCAGAGCUACUUGUAGACUAUCAGAUGUACGAUUAUAGUUUGGAUAUGUGGAGCUUGGGUUGUAUGCUGGCAAGUAUGAUUUUCCGGAAGGAGCCAUUUUUCCAUGGACAUGACAAUUAUGAUCAGUUGGUGAGGAUAGCCAAGGUACUGGGGACAGAAGAUUUAUAUGACUAUAUUGACAAAUACAACAUUGAAUUAGAUCCACGUUUCAAUGAUAUCUUGGGCAGACACUCCCGUAAGCGAUGGGAACGCUUUGUCCACAGUGAAAACCAGCACCUUGUCAGCCCUGAGGCCUUGGAUUUCCUGGACAAGCUGCUGCGAUACGAUCACCAGUCACGGCUCACUGCAAGGGAAGCCAUGGAGCACCCCUAUUUCUACACUGUUGUUAAGGACCAGGCUCGAAUGGGCUCAUCUAGCAUGCCAGGAGGCAGUACGCCUGUCAGCAGCGCCAAUAUGAUGUCAGGGAUUUCUUCAGUGCCAACCCCUUCGCCCCUCGGACCUCUGGCAGGCUCACCAGUGAUUGCUGCUGCCAACCCCCUCGGGAUGCCUGUCCCAGCUGCCGCUGGCGCCCAGCAGUAAUGGCCCCUUAUGUCUCCUGAUGCCUGAGCAGAGGUGGAGGAGUCCACUCUCUCCUUGAUGCAGCUUGCGCCUGGCGGGGAGGGGUGAAAUACUUAAGAAGCACCGUGUCUGAACUGUUGCUUGUGGAAUUAUAGUAGUUCAGUCAUAAAAAAAAAUUAUAAUAGGCUGAUUUUCUUUAUCUUUUUUCCUUUUUUUUUUUUUAAUUCAAACUUUUCAUAACUCAGGGGAUUCCCUGAAAAAUUACCUGCAAGUGGAAUAUUUCACAGAUAAAUUUUUUUCUCCCCUUCCAAAUUCAGUUCCUCAUCACUAAAGAACAAAGAUAAACCAGCCUCAAUUCCAGCAGCUGCAGUUGGGUGGAGAUUUCUUCCCAUGCCCACCAUUGCUCCCCUACCAUCCCACACUUUGGGGGGUUUGUAUCUCAUUUUGUUUUUCAGAGAUUACAAAAAUGUAGCUUCUUCAAGGGAGGUAGGAAGGAAGGGGGACCCAACUAUGAAAGCAGCACCCUGCUAGUCAUUUCCAUCACCUAACUCCCAAAGUGCUUCAGUGGGGUUCUCCUGGUGAAUCUAGUGGAAAUAUGUCUUAAUAGUUAAUUGAAAUGCUGAAAAACUACCCCAAGUCCUGAAAACUUCUGUUCAGUAUGAAUCAUGUCUUAUUGACCUGACCCUAAAGCUAACUCACUUAUAAGUUUAGUUUCAGUUUAGUUUAAAACUUGAAUAACCUUCCCUUCCAGGCUCUUUACCUUGGUCCUCUCCUCUUUUAUCUCCCAACAUAUAUAGCUGGUAGGAGGGGGAAGGCAAAAUCUUUUUCAGUUUUCUUUGACUUGGCCAUUUUGAAUUCAGUUAGUUACUGGGUAUAACUUACUGCUUUUUACAAAAGAAAAAAACCUUGUUUAUAUGGGUUUCAUGCUAACAGUGCUUUAAGAGCUAAUGGGAGAUGUGGCCACACUGUUUCAUUUUAAGCUUUCUACCUUCUUUUCCUCUUAUCUUCCCCUAUCCUCACAUGCCAUCCAGUGAGAAGACCUGCCCCUCAAUCUUGUAAAUGUAUCUGAGAGGUAGGAGCAGAGCCACUGUCUCCAGUGAAACUGAAAUGGUAGACCUGUAAUUAUGGGAAAACUAUAAACUCUCUUGUUACAGCCCUGCCACCCCUUGCUGUGUGUAUAUAUAAUACUUUGUCCUUCAUAUGUGAAAGAUCCAGUGUUGGAAUUCUUUGGUGUAAAUAAACGUUUGGUUUUAUUUAUCAA